CUGGGUUGGGGUUUUUCAGCGCCAAGCUACAAACCGGGGCUUUCGCGGGAAAUUGCAGAGCAGCUGGGAGCGCCGCGGGCGGAGAGCUACCAACAUGUGGAUCCAGGUCCGUACCAUGGAUGGCAAGGAGACCCACCGGGUAGACUCCCUCUCUAAGCUCACCAAGGUGGAAGAGCUGAGGUUGAAGAUCCAGGAAGUGUUCAGGGUGGAACCAGGGAGACAAAGGCUUUUUUAUCGGGGCAAACAGAUGGAAGAUGGGCAUUCCCUUUUUGACUAUAGCGUUGGUCUGAACGACAUUGUUCAGCUGCUAGUGCGACAAAGCCCAGCUGUACUUUCUGUUCCUAGUAAAGAGAAGGAUUCUGAACUCUCUGAUACAGAUUCCGGCUGUUGUUCAGGCCAGAGUGAAUCCGAUAAGAGUUCCAACCACGGAGAAGGAGCCCUGGAAAUUGAUGGGCAACCUGGCCCAGCUGCUCAAGCAGACUGGAUUGAUCCAGGAUUUGGCCUCUAUAAGAUCAAUGAAUAUGUAGAUGCCCGGGAUACAAACAUGGGAGCGUGGUUUGAAGCCAUAUUGGUAAAUGUUACAAGGAAAGAAAAAGCAGCAGCCAGUGAAUCCAGUGACAAUGGAGAUGGCCAAGUGGCUGAAGAGGAUGUUAUCUAUCAUGUGAAAUAUGAAGACUAUCCAGAAAAUGGCAUUGUGAAGUUGAGUUCAAAAGAUGUAAGAGCUCGGGCUCGGACAAUACUGAAAUGGCAUCAGCUGGAAGUUGGACAAAUUGUGAUGGUGAACUAUAAUCCUGAUGAGCCCAAGGAGAGGGGCUUUUGGUAUGAUGCUGAAAUUCUUCGAAAACGGGAAACUAGGACUGUUAAAGAGAUCUAUGCAAACUUACUGCUUGGGGAUGCUGCAGAUUCUCUGAAUGAUUGUAGAAUAACUUUUGUGGAUGAAGUUUACAAAAUUGAGGAGCCUGGCAGUGUGAGCCCAGUUGGUUUCGAAAACCCUUUGAAAAGACAGAGUGGCCCCAUUUGCAAACACUGUAAAGAUAACCCCAAUAAGACCUGCCGAAUGUGUGCCUGCUAUGUGUGCGGAGGAAAGCAAGACCCUGACAAGCAGCUGAUGUGUGAUGAGUGCGACAUGGCCUUCCACAUCUACUGCCUUAGCCCUCCACUGAGCCGGAUUCCAGAUGAUGAGGACUGGUAUUGCCCUGAAUGUCGGAAUGAUGCCAGUGAAGUGGUCUUGGCAGGGGAGAAGUUAAAAGAGAGCAAAAAGAAGGCAAAGAUGGCAUCUGCUACAUCAUCGUCUCAAAGAGACUGGGGCAAGGGUAUGGCAUGUGUGGGGCGCACAAGGGAGUGCACUAUUGUGCCUUCUAAUCAUUAUGGACCAAUCCCUGGGAUUCCUGUUGGUACCAUGUGGAAGUUCAGAGUGCAGGUGAGUGAGUCUGGUGUCCAUAGGCCCCAUGUGGCAGGUAUACAUGGCAGAAGCAAUGACGGUGCCUACUCUCUGGUCCUGGCAGGGGGCUAUGAAGAUGAUGUAGACCAUGGCAACUCUUUCACUUAUACGGGCAGUGGAGGCAGAGAUCUUUCUGGAAACAAACGGACCGCAGAGCAGUCCUGUGAUCAAAAACUCACCAACAUGAACAGAGCUCUGGCUUUGAACUGCAGUGCUCCUAUCAAUGAUCGAGGUGGAGCUGAAGCCAAGGACUGGCGAGCUGGGAAGCCAGUCAGGGUGGUGAGAAACGUCAAGGGAGGGAAACACAGCAAAUAUGCCCCAGCUGAAGGGAAUCGAUAUGAUGGAAUAUACAAGGUAGUGAAGUAUUGGCCUGAAAAAGGGAAAUCUGGUUUCCUUGUGUGGCGUUAUCUCCUCAGGAGGGAUGAUGAUGAACCUGGCCCAUGGACCAGGGAAGGGAAAGACAGGAUGAAGAAACUUGGCUUAACAAUGCAGUAUCCUGAAGGGUAUUUGGAAGCAGUUGCUAACAAAGAGAAGGAAAAAGAAAAUAGUAAGAGUGAUGAUGAGGAAUUGACAUCUCCAAGGAAAGGAAAGGGGAAGAGGAAAAGGAAGACAGCAGGGGGUAGGGAGGCCUUUCUGGCCUCUCCUAGUACAGUGUCCAAGAAGACUAAAGUGGAACCAUACAAACUCACCUCCCAGCAGAAGACUCUCAUCAAGAAUGAUGAAUCCAAUGAAAAACUGUGGAACGAAGUAUUAGGGGCAUUGAAGGAUGGGCCGAAAUUCCUGAAUAAAGUGGAAGAAACAUUCUUGUGUAUUUGCUGUCAAGAGGUAGUGUUUCGGCCAAUUACCACUGUGUGUCAGCAUAAUGUUUGCAAGGAUUGUUUGGACCGAUCCUUCCGAGCCGAGGUGUACAGCUGCCCAGCUUGUCGGUAUGAUCUGGGUAAAUCUUACACUAUGCAAGUGAAUCAGCCACUGCAAACCAUCCUCAGUCAGCUCUUCCCAGGCUACGGCAAUGGGCGGUGAUUCUGUCUGUCAAGCACUUCUUACUUUAAUGGUAAAAUGUGGCAGUGGGUUUUCGGUAGGCUUAAUUUAAACACAUAGCUUCACCUUUUCCUUGAAAAGAUUUGUCUUCCCCACCUUUUUUUUUUUGUUAAGUCUAUAAACCUUGAGGGAUUUAUUUUAUAUGUGUUGUGGCUUUUUAAAAUGUUGGAUACUGCCUUCAGUUUUUCCUAAAACCUGCAGUUUAUCAGCAUAAAUUUUCCUACUUUUGGUAAAGGCUGCUAAUGAACCUGACAUUGAGUUCUCAAAAGUUCCCUCUUAUGUAGAAUGUGGCUUGGUUGCUAGAACAAUCUUUGUAAAGUCUGUGGAUUUGGCCUCAAAGGUAGAAGUAUGCUCAGCUCUUUGGCAAUAUUUUGAUGUUCAAAUUCUCUAAGGUGGUUCCUGGUGUUUUUGGACCUGUUGCUUAGAUGGUUUAUCAAGAAGUUGUUUAAAGAAAAAAAAAUCUUGCUUAAAAUGGGUUAAGCUCUUUUUCAAGGCCAUUCUCUACCAGUUUACUUUUAUGUUUAAAAUAAGUAUAAAAAAGCUCUCGGCCUGCAUUUAGCUAAGUGCUCGGGGCAGUACAGAAUGCUACCUCAGCUGGACUCUUCUUUUACCGAGGGAACUGGUUGUUCAGCCAGAUGCUGUCUCUGAUCCAGAAUGCCAUUGUGGAACAUACUAGAGCCAUUCUUAAGUGCCUUUGGUUCGUUUCUAAAAGACUGGGUUCUUUUUAGCACUGAAAUGUUGAAAUUGCCAACCAGAUUAUAUUUCUUCCUUUGAAAAUGGAACACUGUAGCCAAACGUCAUUAGUGUGGCAUUGCAAACCUUGAAACUCUUCUUUGCUAGGGUGCAUUUUGUUAAGAUUAUUUUACUUUAUCGUUAUUUUAAAUGCAUUUCCAUUUUGAAAUGGAGAAUUAUAUAAGUGAGAAAGUUUUUCUUUUAUAAGACACUUUUCCAAAUGAAAUUUUUUUUCAGUUACUGUAUAUGAACCCAGAAAGAGAUAACUUAGUUUUAGUUGUUUUUUUUUUUUAAUUUUGUGAAUGGAUUUUUGGUUUUUUUUAACAGUACCAAUGUUUGAAGUUUAAUACCUCAAUGUAACAGGGAUAUUUUAACUCACUUAACUGCAGACAGACUGGAAUGAUAUAUAUUUUUUUUUGUAAAACUCUUUCCUUAUGGUAGAAUAUUAACGGAUAGGAUAAAAACAAUGAAACAUUGUGUAGGCUUUUUCUAAAAAGUUCAGAUGUUUUUUGUACAUGUGCAGAUUUUAAGUUCUCAAAAUAAAUGUGUUUAAAGAUGAA
Vombatus ursinus (common wombat) is the source of this 3771-nucleotide messenger RNA. RefSeq names its product ubiquitin like with PHD and ring finger domains 1 (gene UHRF1). The record is from RefSeq and is a predicted model, not a curated record. The transcript has 17 exons. Gene Ontology annotation, molecular function: protein binding; ubiquitin protein ligase activity. Gene Ontology annotation, biological process: negative regulation of gene expression via chromosomal CpG island methylation. The coding region runs from base 95 to 2461 and encodes 788 amino acids. Lineage: Eukaryota; Metazoa; Chordata; Mammalia; Diprotodontia; Vombatidae.